CUAAUCUAGUUAAUAAUGUUGUAUACAAAAAUUACGUGGCAAGUCCCUCAAUUCUUUAGCCAAUUUAUUUUAUUUCUUCGGCAAGGCCUGAAAGAAAUUCAUCUAUGUAUUUCAUUCUAGGAAGAUUAUAUAGAUCUACAGGAAUAUUGACACAGGAGGGAGAGACUGUAGAGAAUUCUGAUCUCAGUUGUGGGAGCAUUUGAAAACUGACCAUGCCUGUAAUUUCAGGCUUGAUCUACAUCGUGUAUGGGACCUUUGCUGGUCUUCUGACCGCAUGCGUACUGCUGACACUAAUUUCCAGGAGGCUGAGCGAUCACCAGCUCAGCCUGGGUAACAACCCAACAUUUGUGAAAUUCCAGAGGAAGUAUUUCUUAGCGUACUUCUUAGCGCUAGCAGCAGACUGGCUGCAGGGGCCAUACCUCUAUAAACUCUACAGCUACUAUGGCUUCCUGGAGUCGCAGAUCACGGUGCUAUACGUCUGUGGAUUCGCAGCGAGCGUCGUGUUCGGGAGUCUGACCAGCAGCCUGGCUGAUCGCUUCGGCCGUAAGAAGCUUUGUAUCACCUUCUGUAUAGUGUACUCGGUGUCAUGUUUCAUGAAGCUGUCUCGCAGCUAUGGACUCCUCAUCAUAGGCAGGAUACUGGGAGGGGUGUCCACGUCGCUUCUCUUCACAGCCUUUGAGGCAUGGUACGCGCACGAACACCUGGAGACGCAUGACUUCCCCAAGGAGUGGCUCUCAGUGACCUUCUCAAAGGCAACGGUCUGGAAUGGAGCUCUCGCCGUCGGUGCAGGAAUCGUUGCGAACAUCAUCGCCGGACCCUUCGGCUUGGGUCCCGUUUCCCCUUUCCUUCUAUCAAUCCCGCUGCUCGUCGCUUCGGGAGUGAUCGUCGCUACAUCCUGGAAGGAGAACUACAGCCAGCAACGCGUCAGCUGCUCAAAGACUUGCGGCGAAGGGAUGCGACACAUCGUCAGUAGCCGUAGGAUGAUGCUCAUUGGUGCAAUGCAGUCGCUCUACGAGAGCGUCAUGUACAUCUUCAUCUUCAUCUGGACACCGGUCCUUGACCCCUACGAGCUUCCACUCGGCCUCAUCUUCUCAAACUUCAUGUUGUGCAUCAUGAUCGGAUCCGCCGUUUAUCAAAUCCUCACCACGAUCAGACAUUCGCCCGUUGUCCUAGUCAACGCGGCCAUCAUCGUGGCGCUUGUUUCAACUCUUAUUUGCGUGGGUUCCACGAAGCCUCUCCAGGAGCACCCCACUGUCUCGUACUUUGCGUUCCUCCUCCUGGAGCUCGCUUGUGGGAUCUACUUCCCGGCCAUGGGUUUCCUGCGCAGCAAAAUCCUUCCAGAGUCACACCGCACGGGGACCAUGAACUGGUUUCGCGUGCCGUUGAACUUGAUUGCUUGCAUCAUGCUCAUGGUGCUGCAUGACGAGCCAACCAAAGCUGGCACGAGACAUAUCUUCAUUAUCUGUUCAGCAUUGCUAGUCUUGGCUCUCUGUUGCGGAGUGCAGUUCAGUUCAAUAACAAAGAAUGACUCUGCUCUCAAGGAUGAUGGGGGUGAUAAUGGCGAGAUUGCGUAACCAUAGUAACCACAGGUUUAAACUAGCAUGUGCAAUACUGCCAACUUCAGAUGGUGAUUUGUGCUCACAUGAGUGACAUUCCUGCUCUUCCACUGAAGAACACAUGACAAGAAGAAAUCGUGCGAAGAGAUUAUAAAAAUAAUGUCUUCUUAAUUAUACUGUUUAAUUAAUUAAUUAUACUCUUAUACAAGAAGUGAAAGAAUAUUACACCUACAUGUACGUUGAAUCACCUUGGCCACAUUCAUAAAGUUGAGCUAUAUAUUUUGUUUGUUUUUAUUGGUUCUGAAAUGGGUCAGUGAUGGCAAAAGGUAAAUGUAGAUUACCUGAGAAUUACUACAUUUAUUUCAAACUAAUAUUGCAGUUACAAAUACAAUGGACCAAUGCCGUACAGAUAUGACAUCGGUAAAAUUUACCAGGUACAUAAUUAUUGUAUUGUAAAUGUAAUGGAUUGUAGGAUUACUAAAUGUCAGCCAUUUUGUGGUAUACUAGUUAUAUAACUUGACUCGUUCACUGUUACCAAAUGCAGUUAUGAAGCAUCUCGGCUCUGUUUCAUGAAACUUGUUAUCAAUAACAAGAUACAAUAAUUGUUAUAGGCUACUGAAAUAGUUGGAGUUGAUCGGCUGUGAGAAGAUUUGUCAAUUUUAUGAAACUGGGCUGGGAUUCAAUUCCAUAGUUUGUUUCAGUUAAACUUUAACUUAGUUUUUUGCUAAGCUAGGUAAAACGUCUUAAGCCGUAUCCAGAUCGCAUAAGCUGACUUUACAGCAAAAUACUUGCUGACAAGCAUUGUGACAUCACAUGGUGAAUCAAAAGUAAUGCGCAAUUAACGCGCUGCAAUAAAUGCACGCUAAUAUGAUUGUGCAGGUUAUCAUACUGCGUUAAAAGACCAUAUACCUACCAAUCAAGGCCUCCAAAUAAUUGGCUUAAGUCUGGUAGGGAGCUAUCUUUAAUAUAGGGUAAAAUACUUAGCCAAACGUUUGAACAGAAUACCAAAAUUGACUUUUUGUUUUUGUUUCAUCUAAGCUGUAAACUAAAUACUGAUAUUUAAAUCUUUAGUAUUGGAUUGAAAACCGGCCCUGUAUCUUCAUGUUUAUCAACUGCAUAUAGACCUGGCGCACUAUGACAAUGAAUACCAAUGAUUUGUGCUAUUAAGUAAGAAGGACCUACAGUUUGCUGUAGGGUCAUUCAGUAUAAGAAGAAAGAAAAGGGAGUUUACUAAUCAAUCACAAAAUAUUGAACUUUAUAAAAAAAAAAGUCCGAGUUGUAAAGCAUUAGUAGUAUUAGAAGUACAGUCAAACCUGUCUACAGCAACCGCCCAAGGGAAACACAACAAGUGGUCUUUGUAGACAGGUUCCUUUAGUACCGUACAUGUUUCAUUGAGAAACCAUUUUCAAGGGAAGCUUCAAGCAACAAAUGUGCUUGUUUCUGACAGGUGGUCACUAAAGCAGGUUUGACUGUAGUAGACUUUAUUGGAUAACUUGUUAGCACAAGGCUAACCUGCCACAAGGUCCAGUAUAGAGUGCCUACGGUUUAGCUUCAAAUAAACAUUGGUAAGGGUUUGAAUAACAUAGUUCUUGACUGUAUGAAACUGCUGCAUAUUAUAAAAUCAAAUGUAUUUUUGUUAGAAGGUAAUCCAAGUUGCUGGUGUACAUUUUCUUAUACUUAUAGUCUGCACUUGGAAUAUUAAGUAUGACAUACAUCUACAUGUGUAAUAUGUUGCAUAACUUUAGCUUUUUUUGGUUUCAUCAGUUCAUGUAAAGGUUAGAGUUGCAAUUGGGUCUUGGGUUAUGUUGAGCGUUAGAUUAUUAGGUAUACAGUAGUGCCGAGUCCAGAGUUUGUCUUCUAACAUUCAUGACGUUUGUCAUGCACGUGGGUUUGA
Molecule: messenger RNA, 3450 nt
Organism: Strongylocentrotus purpuratus (purple sea urchin)
Lineage: Eukaryota; Metazoa; Echinodermata; Echinoidea; Camarodonta; Strongylocentrotidae
Gene: mfsd5
Product: molybdate-anion transporter-like
Exons: 2
Coding region: 213-1574 (453 amino acids)
Biological process (GO): molybdate ion transport
Cellular component (GO): membrane
Molecular function (GO): molybdate ion transmembrane transporter activity
Source: RefSeq, a predicted model, not a curated record